GAAGGGCCACUGGCAGUUCUUCUGGGAUGCUCCACUCUUCUGUGAAGCGGUCUUAAAAAUCCUUCUUCAGUGCUGCCCCCGUUAGAUGGCAGCUUCAAUGGAGCAGAAGAGUCAACAUACAUGCAGAAAGGGAAAGAGAGAGAGACAGAGUGAAAUAGAGAGAGAGCAAAGAAGUACGAGACUGAGCCAGAUACAGACGACGUUCUCUGAGAAGUCGGGCAUCUACUGAGAAAGACAGAGCAGGGAGCAGGGAAACAGAUAGGGUAAGGAAAGACAAGAUAAAUAUUACAGGAGUCAUAAGUGCAUCUAGGUUUAGAAAGAAAGGGAAAAGUACGACAGUGACUUCAAAACCACCGAGGUGUCUCGCUUAGCAUCAUAGUUCUCUUCUAUAACUUGGACAAGGCAGGGGAAGAAAGAAGAAGGCUCUGAAAAGCAGGAAGCUUACAUUCACUUGGACUGUCUCCAAAGAAAGCCUGUGCAGGGUGUCAAGAGUCAUGCAGCACUAUGGGGUAAAUGGCUACUCCCUGCAUGCAAUGAACUCCCUGAGUGCAAUGUACAAUCUUCACCAACAAGCCGCACAGCAGGCCCAACAUGCCCCAGACUACAGACCUUCGGUGCACGCACUUACCCUGGCUGAAAGACUGGCUGACAUCAUUUUGGAGGCCAGAUACGGAUCUCAGCAUCGUAAACAGAGGAGAAGUCGUACAGCUUUUACUGCACAACAACUUGAAGCCCUGGAGAAGACAUUUCAGAAAACUCACUACCCAGAUGUUGUGAUGAGAGAGAGACUGGCUAUGUGUACGAAUCUACCUGAAGCCAGAGUACAGGUCUGGUUUAAAAAUAGGAGAGCAAAGUUUCGUAAGAAGCAGCGUAGCCUUCAGAAGGAACAACUUCAGAAACAGAAGGACCCAGAAGUGAGCCAUGAUGAGGGAAAGAAUGAACUACCCAUGCCAGAGACACAGACAUCCACUUCUGAGACAGACAAAAAGCAUGUUUUGCAACCUGAAACGUGCACUGAGAUGAACUUGACCUCAUCAGACCAGUCUGCAAGUGAAUCCGCAGCAGAAGAGCAGACAGACCGUGAGGAAGACUUUAAGCGACCAGCGGAAGAGCCCAAGCAUGACAAGGGACCCACUGUAGAUAGCAAGAGUUUGCACUGUAAACGUUCAAGUCCAAAGUCAGAAUCUCCAGUUAGCACUAUUGUAACACCUGUCUCUACCAACAAUAGUGGUCUGGUUCAAACCCAUUCCUAUUCAUCAUCACCCCUGAGCCUUUUUCGUUUGCAAGAGCAGUUUCGACAGCAUAUGGCAGCCACUAACAACUUGGUCCAUUACUCUUCCUUCGAUAUGGGGACACCUUCUGCAGUACCCUAUUUGGGAAUGAAUGUCAACAUGGCACCCCUGAGUUCUCUGCACUGUCAGUCAUAUUAUCAGUCCUUGUCUCAUGCCCAGCAAGUCUGGUCAGCACCCAUAUUGCAGGCCUCCAGUGCAUUACCCAGUCUGAAUAGUAAAACCACAAGUAUUGAGAACCUAAGGCUCAGGGCAAAGCAGCAUGCUGCUUCCCUCGGACUAGACACUUUGCCAAACUGAAAAAAAAAAUAACUGUCUACUGUACAGAAUGAUGAUAAACAAGUAUUUUAUCAGAAGUCAACACCCCACUUUAUUGUCAUAUUUCUCCUAAUUAGAGUCAUCUAUGUAUAAAAUGCAUUUUAUAGGAACUAAGGCACCAGAAAAAGUAAUUCAUUCUUAACAUAUUUAGGAUACAAAAAACUGUAUUUUUCAGCAACAGUUAACGACAUCCUGGUACCAUCAUUUUGUUCCAUCACUGGCUGAUUAAGUUGGCCUUGUUUUCAUGAUUCCAAGAAAGCUUUUAAAGUUGUGAUUCAAAGGAAAGAGCAAUUAGAAGGAGAGUAAUAAGAAAAGAGUUUGCUGGUUAUUUGUGACAAUGGUCAUUACUUUAAACUGUGAAGAUGUACAAUGUAAGACUUAAAUUUGCUAUGUUAAUAGUGCUCUAAUUUGUGCAAAAUUGACUGUCAUCAUGUCUGUUUUAAAAUUUCAGCAAUUUUGUAAAUAGUUUCAAAGGUCAUUAUUGUGCCCAUCAGCUGUAAAUCUGUGUCACCUUAUACAAAUUGUGAAAACAUUUCUAAUUUUUUUUUAUUCUAAAUAUUUUAAGCACUACCAUGAAAGUUCACAUUAUGGAAAUCCCUGUUAAAACAUUUUUAUUUGUAGCUUUCAAUUCAUUGUGUUAACUGAUGCUAGUUUCAACACUAAAGCCGAUAUGAUUAACAUUAUAAGAUUGUAUCCCCAAGUAUUGCUCAAGCACUUCCUGUAAUGAAUGAACUUCCUGUAAUAAGCACUUCAGAUAAAUCACCUAUUAAAGAACAAUCCAUGAAAACACAAUAAUUAACAACAGAAAUAUCACUGGACUUUGAAAGCACAGAACUUUAACUUUUUCCCCACUGUCAUUUUUGUUUUUGCUGUGUACUGUGAAUGUGUCACUACUGAAUAAGCAAUUAUACAAUAUAUUGUAUGUAAAUAAAUAUAUCUUAAAAGUC
This is a messenger RNA of Protopterus annectens (West African lungfish), 2554 nucleotides long. RefSeq names its product diencephalon/mesencephalon homeobox 1 (gene DMBX1). Gene Ontology annotation, biological process: regulation of transcription by RNA polymerase II. The transcript is spliced from 5 exons. NCBI's taxonomy places the organism in Eukaryota, Metazoa, Chordata, Ceratodontiformes, Protopteridae. The record is from RefSeq and is a predicted model, not a curated record. The coding region runs from base 495 to 1589 and encodes 364 amino acids. Gene Ontology annotation, molecular function: RNA polymerase II transcription regulatory region sequence-specific DNA binding; DNA-binding transcription factor activity, RNA polymerase II-specific.